Messenger RNA from Penicillium canariense, 606 nucleotides. RefSeq lists its product as uncharacterized. Lineage: Eukaryota; Fungi; Ascomycota; Eurotiomycetes; Eurotiales; Aspergillaceae. The record is from RefSeq and is a predicted model, not a curated record. The transcript is spliced from 3 exons. Bases 1 to 606 code for a protein of 201 amino acids.
AUGUCUGUCGUCGCACGCGCGAGCCGCAUCCGUACCAUUUGCGACAUCCAAGAAAAAUUCCGCAAUGGCAUCUUCGAAUUCCCCAAGCUGGUCGCAACAGCCGACAAAAUGGUCCGCGCGGCCAAACUUCUCAACAUCCCCACCUUCAUCACGACGCAAAGCCGCGCAAAACUAGGCAACACUGUCCCCGAGCUCGCCUCCAAUCUCACCGGUGACCAUAUCCGCGCCGACGUCGACAAGACCCUCUUCUCCAUGAUAACCCCCGAGAUCGAGAAGCAGCUGCCCGUGAAAGCCAAGGACCCAUUAGACGUGAUCAUCGUCGGCAUCGAGACGCAUAUCUGCGUCACGCAGACUACGCUGGAUCUAUUGGCGCGUGGGCACAGGGUGUAUGUGCUGGUGGACGGGGUGAGCAGCAUUAAUCCUGAGGAGCGGGGGAUUGCACUGUCGCGGCUGCGCGAUGCCGGAGCGACGGUGACGAGUAGUGAGAGUGUGCUGUUUGAACUUUUGGGGGAUGCGAGCCACGAGCAGUUCCGAUCUAUUAGUCAGUUGGUCAAGGAGACGAAGGAGGAGACGAAGGGGGCGUUGGGGGUGUUUUCGAGGAUUUGA